This is a messenger RNA of Knipowitschia caucasica, 6690 nucleotides long. The record is from the annotation of a GenBank genome assembly. NCBI's taxonomy places the organism in Eukaryota, Metazoa, Chordata, Actinopteri, Gobiiformes, Gobiidae.
AUGCUACAAUGUGUGUGCAUCAUCAAAGACCUCUCUUGUCUGCCUGCCGUGAGUCGUACAUGUGUGGGCUUUUUCAAAUCGUUGGCCUGUGUCAGUCUCUGUGGGUGGGAGCAACACUCGCAGCAGACGUGUUCGGACAGCGUCUGCUGCCGUGUGUGUCUGCUGGUGUUUGUGGGACAGAAGGCCUCCAGUUUGGCCCUCAACAAGUGUGAAAAUACUCUUUAUUUGGAUCUUGGAAGGCUCAGGUCCACGCGUCACUGCUUGUGUCUGGUCACGCACACCUUCACGCCGCGCGGAAAGCACAUCUGGCCGACCCCCCACUGUGCACCCACCCUCCCCCCAGUCACACCAGACACCAUGGCACUGUCAUCAAGGCUCAAGCUGUGGGAGCAGAAGGGAGGUCCAGGGCUUCUGCAUGUUAUAAAGGAGGAAAAGACGCCUGUGCCCGCUGUAGUACCACCACCAGCGCCCCUGUCAGCAGUUCCCGGGGGCUUCCUCAAGCAGCUGGUCCGAGACUCAGAGAAGGAGACCAAACUGAAGGAACCGGAGCUCAAAACAGACGACAAAGCUCCCACGAAACUCAGUAACAAUCUGGUGCAGCAAUUCCUCAACCCAGACCAGACACCAGCAAUCCUAGAAGCCGAAAUGUCCCUCAAAGCAGACCAGCCCUCGGAAAACAAGCAGUCUGAACGCAAAUCUCCUUCUCUGAGGCAAAUAAUCACCCCGGACGAUGUGCAGGUCAUAAGGCAAGACGUGAUACCGCCCAAAAAGCCCCAAGUCAAGCAGAAAGAUGUGAAGGCAGAGCAGAGGAACGUGAACAAGGACGUAGAGAGGAAGGUGCUGGGGACGACGGUGGACGGGAUUGAGUCGAGACAAGAGCCAGAGGAACAGCAGGCGGACAGUGCUGUUGUGGAGGUCGAGAGAAAAGAGGUUAAAGACGUUUGGUAUGAAGCUGGAACUGUUUGGUACGUCCACAAGGAUGGAUACUGUCUCGCCACUCAGCUGAAGCCAGAUGAAGGCACCCCAGAUCUCCCGGACAGUAAAGUGAGGGUGCGACUGCAGACGGACGGCACACUGCACGAUGUCUCUGAGUUCGACAUCGAGAAGUGUAACCCCAAAGAGCUGGAUCUCUGUGAAGACCUGAGCAACCUCCAGAGUGUGAAUGAGUGUAGCAUCCUGCACACCCUCAGCAGCCGAGCCAAAGCCGGUUUACCCCUCACUCACGCAGGACCCAACCUCAUCAACUUCUGGCCCCCGGUGCAAGUCAACAGCAAAACCCCAAAGUCUCGGCGUGGGGAGUCUGUGUGGGAUGCCCCUGCUGCUCUGGAGUCCUUGGUCAGACAGGUUUAUGUGUCUAUGGUGGGGACCAGGAGGGACCACAGCAUGUGUGCUUUGGGCCGCAGUGGGACCGGCAAGACCACCGCCUGUCAGGCCUUCACACUCGCACUACUCAAACGAGCAGGGACAGCUGGGAACAACAUCAGCGUUGAUCGAGUGAAGGCUAUGUUUACCAUCCUGAAGUCUUUUGGCUGCGUUUCUUCCCCUCACAGUGAUGCUUCAACACGAUUUGCAAUGGUUUUCUCAUUAGACUUCAACCAUGCCGGCCAGGCCGCAGCCGGACACCUCCAGACCAUGAUGCUUGACAAAUGGAAAGUGUGUCAAAAAACCCCAGGAGAAAGUAACUUCCUGGUUUUUGCCCAGAUGCUUGCAGGACUCAGUACAGAAAUUAGAACAGAUUUGCAGCUUCAUCAACUUCCUGAAACCAACUCCUUUGGUAUUGUUCACCCCACCAAGGUUGAAGAGAAGCAGCGUGCCUCUGUUGCUUUCACAAAGCUUCUGAGUGCUAUGGAAACAUUGGGCUUCUCUCUCAGUGAACAAAAGGCGAUAUGGCAUGUGCUGGCUGGUAUUUACCAUCUGGGAGCUGCUGGGAGCAGCAAGGUGGGCAGGAGGCAGUUUGGUAAUUUUGACAGUUCCCAGGUGGCCAGCAGUGUGCUGGGCUGUGAGGGAGAUGAUUUACACACUGCUGUGUUCAAGCAUCACCUCAGACAGCUCCUACAAAGAGCCACUGGGGGCGCUAGAGAGAGAGGUGCCCCUCUCGAAUCAGAUGAAGGCCCGCGGCUGACCGCGGCUCAGUGUCUGGAAGGGAUGGCCUCUGGUCUCUACGAAGAACUAUUUACUGCUCUUGUUUCUCUCAUAAACAGGGCCCUGUGCAGCCAGCAGCUGACACUGGCCUCCGUCAUGGUCACAGACACCCCAGGGAUCCGCAACCCCAGACACUGUGGAGAGGAGCGUGGAGCGAGCUGGUCAGAACUCUGUCACAACUACCUCCAGGAGAGGCUGCUGGAACACUACCACACCCACACCUUCAAACACACGCUGGAGAGAUACGAGCAGGAGAGCAUCCCUGUCCAGUUUGAAUGUCCAGAGAACAGCCCGUCUGAACUGGUGUCGGCCAUUGACCAGCCUCCUCCACAGAUCAGAGCCGCAGAUGGAGACCCUCGAGGACUCUUGUGGGUUCUGGAUGAGGAGAUGGUGGCACCAGGCUCCAGUGAGAGCUGUGUCCUGGAGAGAGUGUGCCAGUACUACGGCAGCACUGUCCGUCAGUGUGAGCAACCCCUUCAAUGCGAGCUUAACCACCUCAUGUCGGGCGACCCGAUCCGCUACGACAUGACCGGCUGGUUUGGACUCAUACAGAACAACCCAUCUGCCUCUAAUGCCAUCUGUGUGCUUCAGAACUCCACCAUAGCGUCAGUGAAGGCCUUAUUCACUCCAAAGAUCUCCGUGCCUCCUCUGUGCCGGGGUCUGGGCGGGCUGGAGGGGAGCAGCCAGCGUUCUCUGCAGAGAAACGGCACCAUCAGAAAGACUUUCAGUGGAGGGAUGGCUGCCGUGCGCAGACUCUCGCAGUGCAUAGCAGUGAAACUGCAGGCUGACGCUCUGGUGAACAUCAUCCGCAGAGCCAGGCCAGUGUUCCUUCAGUGCGUCAGCAGCCGCUCUGAAGGCUCCAGUUUGGAUGUGUCUGCGCUGCGGGUGCAGCUCCACUCCACUCAGAUCCUGUCGGCGCUGCAGCUGUACCGGACCGGUUUUUCUGAUAACAUGACUCUGAGCGACUUCAGGUGUCAUUUUCAGGCCUUGUCACCUCCCAUCAUGAAGCGCUACGCCUCGAUGUUUGUGAUGCACGACGAGAGAAAGGCAGUGGAGGAGCUGCUGGUGGAGUUGGACUUGGACAAACGGAGUGUUGUGUUGGGAGCCAGCAGGAUCUUCAUGAAGCGAGGCGUGCUGCAGUACCUGGAGCAGCAGAGGGACCAGCAGGUGACUGAGUGGCUGGUACAUCUCCAGGCGGCCUGUGUGGGACACCUGGCUCGUCAGAGAUACAGGAAGCUCAAAGUGCAGCAGAUGGCAGUGAGUUGUCUGCAGAGGAACCUGAGGGCGCUGUGGGCCGUGUCUCCGUGGAGCUGGUGGAAACUGUUCUGUCGCAUUCGGCCUUUGCUGGAUGUCAAUAUGGACAACGAAAGACUCAGGGCUAAAGAGGACGAAAUUUCAGCUCUGAGACGACGUCUGGAGAAGUCUGAGAGAGAGAGGAACGAACUGCGGCAAAGCACCUACAGCUUGGAAACAAAGGUCACAGCAGUGACAUCUGAGCUGAGUGAUGAGCGGUUCCGUGGCGAUGCGGUCGGUCAAGCUUUGGACGUGGAGCGGUCGGAGAGACUGAGGCUCAGCCGGGAAAACAAGGACCUGCAGCUUCGUCUGGAGCAGUGCAAAGUCACCAUGGAAACACUGGAGAAGCAGCUUGAGGAGGAGAAACAGAAAUCUACCAUCGCACAGAGUCAAAGAGGAAAAGAGACAGAGAGUGAACUGAGCAUGCAGCUGGAGUGCUGCCAAACAGAGGUGGACUUUCUCCGCAGACGACUGAAACAGACAGAGGAAAAACUGGAGACGGAGAAACAGACGCGGCAACAGCUCGAUGCCGCGGUGGCCUCGUUACAGGCUCAGCUGGAUCAGUCCAGGAGGAGUGUGACGGAGCUGAAACGCUACUGUCGCAGAGUGACCUCUGACCUUCAGGACGCCAGGGUCCUCACGGACAGUCUGCAGAGCCGCAUGCACGAGCUGGAGCGCAAACAGAAGAAGUUUGACAAUGAGUUGACUCAAGCUUUGGAGGAAGCUGAAAAUGAGAGAGAGCAAAAAGACAAAGCUGUUCAUGAGAACACUUCUCUGGAGGCAGAAAUCUACACAGUGCGCCGCAACCUUCAAGACACCCAAUCAGAAGUAGACCGCCUGCAGAAGCAGAAGGAUGAGUUGUGUGCUCAGAUCCGAGACCUCAGUCUUCCUGUAGACCUAACCUCGGAAUCCCUGCCUGAUCUGAAAAAGCAGCUUCGUCUGCUGGAGAGCCAGGCCAGCGAACAAGCCGAGGAAAUCACCAAAUUUACUGCCAAACUCCAACAACAGCAACAGAUUCACAUGCGAUUUGAAAUAGAGAUGGAGCGUAUGAAGCAGAUGCAUCAGAAGGAGCUUGAGGAUAAAGAAGAGGAGCUGGAGGAUGUCCACAAGUCGUCUCAGAGACGGCUCAAACAGUUGGAGAUGCAGUUGGAACAGGAGUACGAGGAAAAACAGAUGGUGAUUCAUGAGAAGCACGACUUGGAAGGACUUGUUGCAACACUGUGUGAUCAGGUGGGUCACAGAGACUUUGAUGUGGAGAAGAAGCUCAGGAGGGAUUUGAAGCGGACUCACGCUCUACUGGCCGACGCUCAGCUGCUCAUCGCCACCAUCAACAACACAGAGGACAACAAGCCCAGCAGCAACAAGGACCAGGUGGAGCGCAUCCACUGCCAGUUUGAGGAGAGUGAAGUGCGACGACUGGAGCUUGAGAACAUCCACACGACUCUUGCACAGGAGCUGGAGAACACUCAGAUUGAACUAGAAACCAUCUGCAAACAGAAGAGUGUGGUGGAUGACCAGUUGGCUUUACUCCAGCAUGAAAAAGUAGACCUGCUCAAGAGACUGGAAGAGGACCAGGAAGAUCUGAAUGAGCUCAUGAAGAAGCACAAAGCUCUCAUUGCACAGUCUUCUAGUGACAUUACUCAGAUCAGAGAGCUGCAGGCUGAACUUGAGGAAGUGAAGAAACAGAGACAGUCACUGCAGGAAGAGCUCCAGCAAAAUGUGUCUCGGGUGCAGUUCCUCGAGUCGUCCACAGUGGGGCGCAGCAUCGUCAGUAAACAAGAGGCUAGAGUGUGUGACCUGGAAAACAAGCUGGAGUUUCAGAGAGGACAAGUCAAGCGGUUUGAGGUGCUGGUGCUGCGUCUCAGGGACAGCGUGGUCCGUCUGGGGGAGGAGCUGGAGCAGAGUGCCCAGGCUGAAGCCAGGGAGAGGGAGAGCGCCCGCUACUACCACCAGCGUCUGCAGGACAUGAGGCUGGAGAUGGACGACCUGGCCCAGAGAGAGCAGGACAGCAGCCGCAAGCGCAUGGAACUGGAAAUGCAGGUGGAGGAGCUGAAUGCUGUCAGACAGACAUUACAAGCCGAUCUGGAGACGUCCAUCAGACGCAUUGUGGAUCUGCAGGCCGCUCUGGAGGAGGUGGAGUCCAGUGACGAGAGCGACUCUGAGAGCGUUCAAACUGCUGUGGAGUCUUUAACAAGAAAGAAAGACCUUGACUCAGUCUCUAGUGUGGGCUCCAUUGGAACAGAGGAUGUGGGAGAGGGCAUCCGUCACUGGCUGGGGGUUCCAAGAGCCCGCUCUCAAGGAGGCAGCUCUUUCUAUGACGCAGGAAGUAACAUCAGUGGACAUGGGGGACGCCAGUCUGUCGCAGACACUGCUAGUACUUACAGUUUCCGCUCGUGUGUGGAUCCAGAUGAUGAAGGCUAUGAGCCAGGACCAGGCAACAGAAGUCUAACUCGAGCUCCGUCUUCUUCUGCUUUGUCUGAGCUUUUGGAGGGUCUUCGUAAACGAAGAGGCACAAGUGACUCUGCAGAUGGGGCUGGGAGCACUGCAUCUCUGCCCAUUUACCAAGCCACCGCUGCAUCCACCCUGAGACGCAGAGCUUCAGCGAUGUCCCUCAGUCCUGAAGAUGCUCAGGAUCUUCGGCCUGUUAGUAUCCUGAAGUCCUCGUCUCCGCAGCUGUCGCGAGCUGCCAGUUCAUGCUCCAUGGGUGACGUGUCUACAGGAACAAAGCGUUUUAGCUCUUGUGAUUCGGUCUCAUCUCUUCCCUCGCUGCCUCGGCUCUCUUCUUUGACCUCAUCUUUAGCAGCUCACCACCUCUCUCCGUCUCUGUCCAUCCCAGAGGAGGACUCAGAGGAGCCUCUGCGCUCUGUGUCUUCAGCCCAGCGCUCCCCGCAGCCCCUCAGGCGGUGCAUGUUGGGUAGUUUGGUCACAGAAGAUGGUGGUGAGCAUCCACUUGGAUCCGAACCUUUAGUGUUUCAAAAUCGCAGGUUAGCCAGUGACAGAGAUGAUGCAGCUUCAGACAUCCUGCCUGCCAUCAGAAGAGCCCAGUCCACCAGCAGUUUAGCCAGUUCAGUGAGAGGAGGGCGCAGGGCGCUGAGCGUGCACUUUGGGGAACUGCCUCCUUCCAUUCGUGGGAGAGAGACUCGAGGCAGAAGGCAGCGAGGGAGAAGAUGUUGCUUCAGUCAUGAAGAAAUACCUCAAGAAGGAGAACGACUGAACAGUCUGUACACAGAUCCACGCCCAGUGUGCACUUUAUAA